GAGGAGGCCAGCUUUGACAAAUUUGUCCUGAAGAAAACAUUUGCAGAGGACAAAGAAACAUCAUUUGACUCACUGAAGAAUUAAAACUGACAGCACCACAGCGCUGUGUGGGAGCAAAGGGGAAUUUAGACUGAAGUGACACACUCAAGCCUUGAGAAGUAAAGACGUUUGGAUGGCUGCUCACCAAAUGGAAGUGAUCUAGAGAGUCCUCUGAGAGCGCUGCAUCUCUGCACCCAGCUCCUACCGUGUCGGGACGGUGCGCUUGGACCGGACACUGAUAAAAUGCUGGAUUCAAUCAAGUGUGUACUGGUGGGAGACUCCGCAGUGGGGAAAACAUCGCUCCUGGUGCGUUUCACCUCCGAGACCUUUCCAGACGCCUACAGACCCACCGUGUAUGAGAACACUGGAGUGGAUGUCUUCAUGGAUGGUGUACAAAUUAGUCUGGGUCUUUGGGACACAUCUGGCAGCGAUGCCUUCAAAGGCAUUCGUCCCCUCUCAUACCAACAGGCAGACGUGGUGCUAAUGUGCUACUCGGUGGCCAACCACAACUCCUUUCUAAACCUGCGGAAUAAAUGGAUUGGCGAGAUCCGCAACCACUUGCCCCGCAUCCCUGUGUUGGUGGUGGCUACUCAGACUGACCAGCGAGACAUGGGGCCCUAUAGCUCCUCCUGCAUCAGCCCGAUGGACGGGAAGCGGCUGGCGCAGGAUGUCCGGGCCAAGGGCUACCUGGAGUGCUCGGCACUCAGCAACAGGGGAGUGCAGCAGGUGUUCGAGUACGCCGUGCGCACCGUGGUCAACCAGGCCAAAAGACAGAACAGGCGCAAGCUCUUCUCCCUCAACGAGUGCAAGAUCUUUUGA
This is a messenger RNA of Nothoprocta perdicaria, 858 nucleotides long. It is a transcript of the gene RHOH, whose product is annotated as ras homolog family member H. Gene Ontology annotation, biological process: small GTPase-mediated signal transduction. The coding region runs from base 283 to 858 and encodes 191 amino acids. Gene Ontology annotation, molecular function: GTP binding; GTPase activity. The record is from RefSeq and is a predicted model, not a curated record. The transcript is spliced from 2 exons. Lineage: Eukaryota; Metazoa; Chordata; Aves; Tinamiformes; Tinamidae.